ACGUUAGUUGCUUGGUUGCUUGCUUGGUUGGUCGCUCGUUAAAUAUUCGCACUUGCCCCGUGCAACUGUAAUGAACUUUUAAGUAAAGCGCGAACAUAAAAAUUAAAAUAAAUACCCAAAGCGAUAAAUGCAAAUUUGCCGCAUAAAUAUCAACAAUGGACUAAAUAGAGUGCAAAAACUAAAAUACAUAAAUGAAUGCAAACAGCGGAAUUUCAUUAAUAUUUGAUAAUUCAAAUUAGUCGAAAACGGCGUUGAGCCACUGGGUAUUGACACCAAAAACGACCCGCGUUUGCCUCAGUGACUUUUCACGCCUGUGUAUUGCAUCAGCCAGCAGUAGACUAUCCUGUCCUAAAGUGCAACGUGCAAAGCCGUCCCUGAAGGUGUGUGUGUGUGUGUAUUCCUACGUACAUAAACUGCACAUUAUUGCUGCAGUGCUUUUGUGGCUGACUGACGUCGUCUCGUUGUGGUCCGCAUGCAUUUCCGUUGCCCCCCACAUGCCAUGAUGCGUUACUCGGAAAUCUCCAGAGAAUUAUCAUCGGAUAGCUUGCGUUACGUUGAACUGGGUGACGAGUACAUCUAUAAGAAUUUGCGUGAGGAUUCACCACGCAGCGAUACUCAAUCCAAUGGUAGCAACGGAUAUAUGGCGCCACCAACACUCAUUUCCAACAAUCAUCACCAACACCUUGCACAACAGCAGCAAUCUCAUACUCCACAGUUUCAACAACAACAACAACAACAACAAGAGCAUUCACGUAAUAACUACACUAAUUCGAUGAGCAAUUGCGGCCAACAACACUCCGCCAACAAUAUACGCAAUUCGAAACGGUAUUCGUGUGGGCGUGACCGCAGUCAUGAUGGCGCUUCCACCAUUUCCUAUAUGCGUCCACGCAAGGAUAGCACACGUUCGACACAAAGUUGUCAAUUCGAUGCGGAACAGUUGACGCAGGCAAUUGCUAGCAAGACAAUGCAUGUGAAGAGUAGUCGUCGCAAAAAUUCCAUUGGCUGUUUGAAUUCGUUAUCCUCAUCGCCGGGCUCACCCGGUUGCUAUUAUUGUGUUGGCUCCGCUCCACCGCCCGGCAAGAGUCAGAGUUUGCCAGCACGUUCGUCUAUGAAUAAUUUAGAUGCGGUCAUUUUGAAUGCUUUACGUGUGCCCGCUGAUGAAUUGGCCAAUCAGAUUACACUUUUAGAUUUUCCCAUCUUCGCCGCCAUACAACCGGACGAGUUGACUAGUUGCGCUUGGACGAAGAAGGACAAACAUGUUGUUACACCGAAUAUAGUUGCAUUUACGAAACGUUUCAAUCAUACCAGCUUUUGGACUGUGCAGGAGAUUUUGAGUGGCGAGCAGCCAAAGCAGCGUGCGGAAAUACUGACACAUUUCAUUAAGGUGUCCAAGAAGCUGCACGAACUCAACAAUCUGCAUUCGCUGUUCGCCAUCAUUUCUGCCAUGCAAAGUGCCAGCAUUUUCCGUUUGAAAAAGACUUGGGCUUGCCUCUCCAAAAAAGAUAGACAAGCAUUUGAACGAUUAAGCGAUAUUUUUAGUGAUCAAAAUAAUUGGGAGAAUUUACGUGCCUACUUGGAAAGUUUACGCCUACCAUGCAUACCCUAUUUGGGUCUUUUUCUAACUGAUCUAAUUUAUAUUGAUUUGGCGCAUCCGCAUAAGGGUGGUCUGGAGCCCGAACAGCGACGUAAUAAAAUGAAUAAUAUAUUGCGUGUCAUUGCCAACUAUCAACAAUCGAACUAUACGCAUAUACUGCCAAUUGAGGCCACACAAAAGUACUUGACUUCGAUACGCUACAUUGAGGAAUUGCAGAAUAUUUUCGAAGAGGAUCAAUACAAAAAAUCCUUAAAGUUGGAGCCUGCCUCACCGUCCGGUCCGAGUUCCUCCUCUUGCAGUUCGAAAGAGUCCUUCAAUGUGGAUGCAGUUACACCAGCGCUUGCUUGCUUGAACCUGUCACCUGCCAAAACGAUCGGCUCAAUGCGUAUAGCCAAUAGCAGUGGUAGUAAAUUCAUACCCGGCCAUCGUAAAUGUCGCAGUCUGGGCACAAACAUUUUCGGCAAAAUAACACACUCUCACAAUGACAGCAACAACUAUGGCAAUCCCUCCACCAUGAUGCUGGGCUACGGCGACGAACAUCACUUACAUGACUACAGCAUACUGAGUCAGCAGCAACAAGCACGCCAUCCGCUAGACGAUUCGGUGUUGGAGCACAGCAGUAACAUGCUUAGUAGCGGUGAUGCCACCUCGAAUGAUAGUGUCGAAGGCGUACUCUGCCAUAACAGCGACUUAGAGCUGAUCUAUGCGCCCUCGCUCGAUCUCGACCGCUGUGUGCAGGGUUGCGUGCGACGUAAAACUGUGCAGAAGGAGGGACGCAAGCCGGCAGUCGCCUCAUGGCAACGUUACUGGCUGCAAAUAUGGGCCAAUUCACUUGUCUACUUUCCGCCCAAAUCGUUUAAAGGCAGUGAGCGUAGCGAUUUCAAGCGCGAGCCAUGUAAAGUGUGUCCACUCGAAGGUUGGUUUGCGCAGGUGGUCGACAAUACGAAACAUAAAAACUCAUUUGAAUUGUAUCAUCGCACAAUCGGCACGAUCUAUAAAUUUCGCACGGAUAGCGCUCAAGCGACACAGCUAUGGACCAAUUCCAUUUGUAAGGUGGCAAUGCAGCGUAGUGUACCCAAGCCGCUGCCCAUCAAUUUGAUGUCGUUCGAGUGAUUUGUUAAAGGAAGAUUAGAUAGUGUUAAAUGUGUCAAACUCAAAUGGGGUAAAAAUAUGCAAGAAGUACAUACACAAACAGAUUUGUAAACAGCUGUGUGCAAAAUUAUAUUCAUUUGUACUUGUUGUGGCUUUGACUAUAUACUCUUUGCUUCGAUUAUUGUUUGCU
This is a messenger RNA of Rhagoletis pomonella (apple maggot), 2876 nucleotides long. It is a transcript of the gene RalGPS, whose product is annotated as ras-specific guanine nucleotide-releasing factor RalGPS1. Gene Ontology annotation, molecular function: guanyl-nucleotide exchange factor activity. Gene Ontology annotation, cellular component: plasma membrane. Bases 473 to 2707 code for a protein of 744 amino acids. The record is from RefSeq and is a predicted model, not a curated record. Lineage: Eukaryota; Metazoa; Arthropoda; Insecta; Diptera; Tephritidae. The transcript is spliced from 7 exons. Gene Ontology annotation, biological process: Ras protein signal transduction; positive regulation of GTPase activity.